Myotis daubentonii (Daubenton's bat) is the source of this 3369-nucleotide messenger RNA. It is a transcript of the gene NRBP2, whose product is annotated as nuclear receptor binding protein 2. Gene Ontology annotation, biological process: protein phosphorylation. NCBI's taxonomy places the organism in Eukaryota, Metazoa, Chordata, Mammalia, Chiroptera, Vespertilionidae. The record is from RefSeq and is a predicted model, not a curated record. Gene Ontology annotation, molecular function: ATP binding; protein kinase activity.
CGAGGAGGCGGCUCCGGCCGGGCGGGCGGGCUCCGCCCUCCGGGUCGCGCGCCCGCUCCGCUCAAUUCCCAGAGCCUGGGUCGUGGCUCCCAGCAGUGGCGGCUCCGCACCGGGCUCGGCUCUGUGCGCAGGGCCUGGGCGGGCGGGCGGCGGCGGCGGAUCGCAGGGCGGGCGGCGGCCUGGGCCCGCCGAGCCAUGGCGGCUCCCGAGCCUGCGCCCAGGCGGGGCCGGGAGCGGGAGCGGGAGGAGGAGAGCGAAGACGAGAGCGACAUCCUGGAAGAGAGCCCGUGCGGCCGCUGGCAGAAGCGGCGGGAGCAGGUGAACCAGGGCAACAUGCCGGGCGUGCAGAGCACCUUCCUGGCCAUGGACACGGAGGAGGGCGUGGAGGUGGUGUGGAACGAGCUGCGCUUCAGCGACAGGAAGGCCUUCUCUGCACACGAGGAGAAGAUCCAGACCAUGUUUGAGCAGCUGGUGCUGGUGGACCACCCCAACAUCGUGAAGCUGCACAAGUACUGGCUGGACGCCUCCGAGGCCCGCGCGAGGGUUAUCUUCAUCACGGAGUACGUGUCGUCGGGCAGCCUCAAGCAGUUCCUCAAAAAGACCAAGAAGAACCACAAGGCCAUGAACGCGCGGGCCUGGAAGCGCUGGUGCACGCAGAUCCUGUCGGCGCUCAGCUUCCUGCACGCCUGCAGCCCCCCCAUCAUCCACGGGAACCUGACGAGCGACACCAUCUUCAUCCAGCACAACGGCCUCAUCAAGAUCGGCUCCGUGUGGCACCGCAUCUUCUCCAACGCGCUCCCCGAUGACCUUCGAAGCCCCAUCCGCGCGGAGCGGGAGGAACUGCGGAACCUGCACUUCUUCCCCCCGGAGUAUGGAGAGGUUGCUGACCGCACCGCCGUGGACAUCUUCUCCUUUGGGAUGUGCGCGCUGGAGAUGGCCGUGCUGGAGAUCCAGGCCAACGGGGACACCCGGGUCACCGAGGAGGCCAUCGCGCGGGCCAGGCACUCCCUGAGCGACCCCAACAUGCGGGAGUUCAUCCUCUCCUGCCUGGCGCGGGACCCCGCCCACAGGCCCUCUGCCCACAACCUCCUGUUCCACCGCGUGCUCUUCGAGGUGCACUCGCUGAAGCUCCUGGCAGCUCACUGCUUCAUCCAGCACCAGUACCUCAUGCCUGAGAACGUGGUGGAGGAGAAGACCAAGUCCAUGGACAUGCACGCAGUGCUGGCCGAGAUCUGCCGGCCCCCCCGGCCCCCCCUGCAGUGGCGGUACUCGGAGGUCUCCUGCAUGGAGCUGGACAAAUUCCUAGAGGACGUCAGAAACGGGAUCUACCCUCUGAUGAACUUUGCUGCUGCUCGGCCCCUGGGGCUGCCCCGCGUGCUAGCCCCGCCCCCAGAGGAGGCCCAGAAGGCCAAGACCCCCACGCCAGAGCCCUUUGACUCAGAGACCAGAAAGGUGAUCCAGAUGCAGUGUAACCUGGAGAGGAGCGAGGACAAGGCGCGCUGGCAUCUCACGCUGCUGCUCGUGCUAGAGGACCGGCUGCACCGGCAGCUCACUUACGACCUGCUCCCAACGGACAGCGCCCAGGACCUGGCAGCAGAGCUGGUGCACUAUGGCUUCCUGCACGAGGACGACCGGACCAAGCUGGCCGCCUUCCUAGAAAGCACCUUCCUCAAGUACCGCGGAGCCCAGUGACGCACAGGGAAGCGGGGCGCCAGGCCUGGGACCGGCGGCCUGGACGAGGGCCCUCCCUCCUGAGAGACCCUGGCCGUGGGGAUGGGGGCUGAGCCCACCGGCGGGGAGGGCGGCCGUGAUGUGGCCACGCCCAUUCCUGGAACCAGGAUCCCCUCACCCCACCUGCCUCCCAGCUCACCAUUCCUUCCCAUGACCCCACCCUCCAAGCUGUGGGUGCCCUUGAGGGGGGCACCACAGACCCACAGGGAGCGCCCACCUCCAGUCAAUGGUCCGGCACCUGCAGCAUCGGGCAGGUUGCAGGGCCCCCACCUGGCGGGAGGAGCAGCCAGAGACACCCAGCCCCCAGCACCACGUGGUUCUGGCGCCCCAUCCCGCCUGCAGCGCAGCCGCUCCGGAACCCUCUCUGAGCUUGCACGGCUCUGAGGCUGGGCCCUGCAGCCCCUCCAAAGGGCUCUUUUCUCUCCCACCUUCCCUGGCCUAGAGGGGUCAGGUCAGACUCCUCCCCUGCUCCUCACGGUGCCUCCUUCAAACUCACCCCCCAGGGGCCUCCCCCACCCCCGUCCUGCCCACCGCCAACCACCCCCAUUGCCCUGGACUGGCUUCUCUCGGGCCCCCUCCUCUGUUCUCAGAUGUAAACACUGACCAUUCACACUGCAUGCGUACACGUACAUGUAGUGCAUUCAGGGUUCCUUUUAGGCGUUUCAGAGGCCAACCCGGGGAAGCUCCCACCGACCAGGUGCCUGUGGCUGCUACAAGAAUCACCCAGACUUUGUGGCUACAACCCACCCAGGCGGUUGUUUCUAUAUGUCAGACGUCCGGCCCAGGCCUCGCCUGGCCACAGCCGAGGCGCCCCCAGAGCACGUCUUCCUGGAGGUUCCCGGGGAGAAUCCGGGUUCUCUUCCCUCAGGUUGGGGUUUGGCUUGCGGGGUGAGGCAUGGCAUGCGCUGGGCGCUGGGCAGGCAUUCAUUUCCUUGCAGCGGCAGGGCCAAGGCCCCGUGCUUGGCUGGCUGUGAACUGCAGGCCGAGCUCAGCUUCCAGAGGCUGCCACAUUCCUUGGCUCGUGGCCCCAGCCUCCACCUUCAAAGCCAGAAACAGCGGCCAAGUCCUUCUCGUGAACCACCUGUCUGGUUUUCUGCAGCCAGAAAAGCUCCAUGUAAUUAGGCUGAGUCCCCCGGACAGUCUCCCCAUCUCCGGGCCCUUCUGCCGUGGGCAGGAGCAUCCACAGGGGCCGGGGAUUAGGGCACGGGCACCUUCGGGGGGAGGGGAGAGUCAUUAUUCCACCUGCCGCGUCGCCCGAACCAAAGCCCAAGACAAAACCAACCAAGGCACAUCCAAGACAUUAAGUGUGCAGAUACGGUGGCUCUCCAGUCAUAAACAUUUCACUCCGCAAAACUAUUUGAAUUCUCACACCCUUCACCCUGAAAUUACAAAUCUGAAAUAACGUACAUGCCUCGUUGGAAACCCUGACGCUAAGCUGUCUGAUCCACAUCAUCUUAAACAGUUUGAUGUCAGCGGAGUAACAGAUUGUACCAGCGAUUAAACCGGACGCCGACUCCCCUUACUGCCACUGCCUCCUUUAGUCGAGCCUACGUUGAGGUUUUCGUUUUAACGUUUAUCAAAGUUAUACGCAUAUUAUUUUAAAAAGUAAAGUGGUUUUUUUAGGCGAAUAAUAAUAAA